CGCUGACAUGGGUAACACGUCGAAAAGCUUGACUACGAUGGUACGACGCCGUUUCGGAACAGUGUAAACAUCCUGUUCCGGAGUCGAAAAAUGUCACCGCCGUAGAGAGGAGCUCCCUCCAAAUCAAAGAAACAUAGGCCAAACGGAAACGAAAGUCAUAAGAUUCAAAUGGAGCUUCAACAUAAGGUCAAAAUCGCUCUAGUUGUAGCUUCUUUCGCAGCGCUUACGAUCUUGUUUACAGCCAGGCGGCGCAGGAAGCGAAGGAGCGGUUCUACUUCUUGUUAUUUACGAGAUGAUCAGAAGCCUCAGUACGCAUUUAAACGUGUAUUGGCCGACAAUUCUUAUUCUGCGUUCAAGCACUUGAAGCUCAAUAUGAAUAAAGAUAAUGAUGUAAACUCGCAUCCUUACGAGUCAGAAAUAUUAUCAUUGCUAGAAAAUUCUUCGCCUGAACUCAAUUUUAUCAGUGAAAGAACAGAUUUAACUUUGAGUGACACUUAUGCUUGGGUUGAGACUGAGUCCCAAUUGGAAGAACUCGUGGAUGUGUUGAAUAAAGAAAUGGUGUUUGCUGUUGAUACUGAGCAGCACAGUCUAAGAUCCUUUCUGGGUUUCACUGCUUUAAUACAGAUUUCUACACACAAGGAAGAUUAUUUGGUUGACACUAUAGCUCUGCACGAUUCAAUGAAUCUUCUACGUCCUGUCUUUGCCAAUAGAAGUAUUUGCAAGGUGUUUCACGGUGCAGAUAAUGAUAUUCUGUGGCUACAAAGGGAUUUUCAUAUAUAUGUAGUCAAUUUAUUUGAUACUGCAAAGGCAUGUGAAGUGUUAUCCAAACCUAUGAAGUCGUUGGCCUACUUACUUGAAACUUACUGCAGGGUAGCUACGAACAAAAUGUUGCAGCGAGAAGAUUGGAGACAACGACCCUUAUCUGCAGAUAUGGUGCAAUAUGCUAGGACAGAUGCCCACUAUCUCCUAUAUAUUGCAAACUGUUUACUCUUUGAGCUGAAACAGGUUAAUGAAAACUCUUCCACGGAUGAUAAAUUCAAUUUUCUUCUCGAGGCUAGUCGGCGAUCAAACAUGACUUGUUUGCAACUCUACUCAAAAGAGACUGAAGGUUCUCCUGGAGAGUCUGCUGCAUCAUCAAUAUCGUCACGUCAUUUAAACAGUCAAGGUGGUAGUGCGUUAAUUUCCUGUAAAACUCAGUUUCAGGAUCGUGUGAGGAGGUUAUGUGCUUGGCGAGACUUAAUGGCCCGAGUUCAUGAUGAGAGCCUGAGAUAUGUCUUGUCAGAUCAGGCUAUUUUAGCUAUUGCAAUUCAAGUGCCAAAAAGUACGGGGGAGUUAUAUGCAACUAUAGCACAAGCUGAUUUGAAUGUGGAUUUGAGUUCAAGUCCGUUUCUUCCAUCUCCCUCCUCUGUUGUUUGCAGCCAUUUGGAUGAUAUCCACUGUCUCCUCCACGACAACUUUGGCGACCUUGAUAGAUUUUUUUUGGGGAUUUUACAGAACUGCAUAGGUUCUAAUGGCAGCUGCCCCCUUUCUAUAUUUAAUUAUGCACUAUUGGUUAAGUAUAAUCUAAAAAUGAUGACAAUAUCUAAACACAAUGAUAGAAAAAACGCAAAGCAAAUAUCCAAAAAAGCGUCUAGAGAGCUUUUUGUGCAGAAAUUUUCCUGCAAGUCUCCAGUUUAUCACAAUUGUAGGAUUUAUGCAAAUGAUGGACGCUUGCUUUGCUACUGUGAUCGACGAAAACUUGAAUGGUACUUGCGCCGAGAGCUGGCUGAGCUUGUUGCUGAUGAUCCUCCUGCCAUAAAGCUUCUUUUUGAACCUAAAGGCCGUCCAGAAGACGAGGGCAAUGACUUUUAUAUCCAGAGUAAAAAAAAUAUAUGUGUUGGCUGUGGUGAAGGAAACCACUAUUUACGCUAUCGAAUUAUCCCCUCAUGCUACAGAAUACACUUCCCCGAGCAUUUAAAAAGUCAUCGUUCUCAUGAUAUUGUCCUGCUCUGUGUGGACUGCCAUGAAACUGCCCAUGCUGCUGCUGAGAAGCACAAGAGAGAGCUUGCUGCAGAAUUUGGAAUUCCUCUUUUUGUUCGUAGAGUGGUUGAUACUAAGGAAGCGUUUGAUAUGGCGGCUGAGCCAUCUGACUCAGAAACCAAUGUUCAUGAGGAAGGCGUGUCACCUUUAGAAUUGAGAACAGCUGCUAUGGCCCUAUUGAGGCAUGGACCAAGAAUGCCAUUAAAGCGUCAAGAGGAACUCAUGCUUGUUGUCAUGAAAUACUAUGGGCGGAGGGAGAUAUCUGAAGAAGAUUUGGAAAGGGCUCUGCUCGUUGGCAUGAGUCCUCAUGAGAGAAGACGAGUCCAGAAGAAAAAAGGUCUGGCUUUCAAACACUCACCACAGAGUGUUUUUCCAGAUGCUGAGCACCAGAAUGGUGCUUGUAAUAUUGACACGUCUACUGUGGACAAUUCUUCAGUUGAUGUUAACAAUCACAUGAACUCAGAUAGUGGUAGCGUGUCUGAUACAUGUGGGCCUGGUGGAGAGGUCAGCUUUUCUGAUAAUGGCUAUGCUAAAACUGCUCAACCAAAGUUCAAUUCAAAACUAUCACUCUUGGGACAUGGACCACAUGGUAAACUAGUUGUGGAUUAUCUACUGAAGGAAUAUCACGAAGAUGGCAUCCGACAGUUUUGUCAAAGGUGGAGACAAGUGUUUGUUGCUGCUAUUCAACCUCGUUUCUUACCCGCUGGUUGGGAUGUCAAUCACAGUGGUAGAAGGGACUUCGGCGAAUUCAGUUUGUACAAUCCUAAAAAGAAAGCUUCCCCUGCUAAUGAGCGAACAAUUUGAAGUACUGCAGCAGUGCUAUGUUGCAUGUAUUGCUAGCAUCUUAUUCUUUGCUAGGAAUAACUGCAUCAGUGCUCAUGUUGCAAGUAAAAUCUCUUCAUAUUAAUGUUACACAUUCUAUUUUAUGGUCUUUGAAUUUCUCUAGCGCUGAGGAGGUUGAUUUAUUCAAUUUUGUGCAGAUUGUCUGUAUUAUAAGAUUAAGAUGGCGGCCUUCUCUUUGUCCCCAUCUUGUGAGCCUUUCGUCAUCUCGCUUUUACCUUAUUGACUCCAUGCUUGGUUUGGCAUCUUUUUGA
Molecule: messenger RNA, 3113 nt
Organism: Cucumis melo (muskmelon)
Lineage: Eukaryota; Viridiplantae; Streptophyta; Magnoliopsida; Cucurbitales; Cucurbitaceae
Product: protein RRP6-like 3
Exons: 13
Coding region: 169-2823 (884 amino acids)
Biological process (GO): nuclear polyadenylation-dependent snRNA catabolic process; TRAMP-dependent tRNA surveillance pathway; exonucleolytic trimming to generate mature 3'-end of 5.8S rRNA from tricistronic rRNA transcript (SSU-rRNA, 5.8S rRNA, LSU-rRNA)
Cellular component (GO): nucleolus; nuclear exosome (RNase complex)
Molecular function (GO): nucleic acid binding; 3'-5'-RNA exonuclease activity; nucleotide binding
Source: RefSeq, a predicted model, not a curated record